CAAAAUAAAGUGCCUGAAAAAAGGUUAAAUCGGUAAACUAAGUGCACGUUUUCAAACCAGUAUCUUUGGGAAAUUAUUCUUUUGAAAGAUAACCAAUUUAAGUGUUAGUUGAUGUGCUGUACAUCGAAAUUUUCGGUUUGAAAGUGCUCGCAAUUUUCUAAAGGUGAGAAAAUUCCUGCCUGCAAAGUGACAGCCGAACGGUGCGGACUUGCCGCCACGGAACACCAGUCGUCUCUUUCGCGCACCCGUAGAAUUUCAUUGUAGCUCCAUCAGUUUACGAAUGUUUGAGUGAAUGAGUCUACUACGGAGUUGACAGUUCUCAACAGCACAACAAUAAAAUUUGUGAUCGCGAGGAGAAUCGACAUCUGCACUGAAUCGCUUCGUUUUGGAUCGUUCCGCAGGAUAAUUUUCCGGUACGAGCGUCUCCGUAAAUUUGGUCACAAUUUCGAAACGAAAGCGAGAUUCGUCCGGUUCCGGCGGUGGUGGUGGUAGAAGUGGUCGCGAUCUUUCCGGAAAACGAUUGAAAUCUGCUACGGGCGUAGGAAGUAGCAGCAGCAGUGCUUUUGCUCUUGGAGCAUCAGAGGAGGAAGGUCUGUCAGGCAACGCUAUGAAUUUGACCGAAAAUGACCGGAAACGGGCUAAUUUUUCCGCCCUCAGCAACACCAACGGAGCGGUCAUCAAAAUGACGACGAACACCGGAACGGGCAAGCCCGGGGAUAUCAAGAAGAUUGUUAUUAAAAACUUUAAAUCCAAACCCACACUGCCGGAAAACUAUCAGGAGCACACCUGGCAGAAACUCCGCGAGGCGGUCAUCGCCAUCCAGACGUCCAAGCGAAUCGAGUACUCACUGGAGGAGCUCUACCAGGCGGUGGAGAACAUGUGCAGCCACAAGAUGGACUCGCAGUUGUACGUCAAUCUGACGGCCCUCGCCGAGCAGCAUGUGAAGGCCAACAUCACCUCCUUCCUGGCCGAGUCGAUCGACAAGCUGGUCUAUCUGAAAAAGAUGAACGAUUGCUGGCAAUCGCACUGCCAGCAGAUGAUCAUGAUCAGGAGCAUCUUUCUGUAUCUGGACAGGACGUACGUUCUGCAGAAUCCGACCGUCCAUUCCAUCUGGGACAUGGGGCUGGAGUUGUUUCGUGAUCACAUAGCCAUGAACACACUAGUGCAGGCUCGAACCGUGGAAGGAAUUUUAAUUUUGAUAGAGAAGGAACGAAACGGAGAUACAGUGGAUAGAACACUGUUAAAAAGUCUGCUUAGAAUGCUGUCCGAUUUACAGAUAUACAAAGAAGCGUUCGAGCAAAAGUUCCUGGUCGCCACGAAGCACCUGUACCAAUCGGAAGGGCAGGCCAAGAUGGAUGAGCUGGAAGUUCCUGACUAUCUGCUGCACGUCGACAAACGAUUACAGGAGGAAAACGAGCGUCUAUUGCACUAUUUGGACAGCUGUACGAAACACCACUUGAUUGUAACCGUAGAACGCCAACUAAUAACUGAACACAUAACCGGCAUCUUGCAGAAAGGCCUCGAUCAACUGCUGGAAGGAAAUCGACUUUCCGAUCUCACCCUGCUGUACUCCCUAUUUAGCAGAGUUAAAAACGGAACAACAGAACUGUGUGCUUCCUUCAAUGCGUACAUAAAAAAGAAAGGCCGCACAAUAGUCAUCGAUCCGGAAAAGGACAAAUCGAUGGUACAGGAUUUGCUAGAUUUCAAAGACAAACUAGACAACAUCGUUAACACGUGUUUCGAUCGGAACGAAAAGUUCUCCAAUUCCCUCCGGGAAGCGUUCGAAUUUUUCGUCAAUCAACGCUCGAACAAACCAGCCGAACUGAUUGCCAAAUACGUCGACAUGAAGCUGCGUGCCGGCAACAAGGAGGCAACCGAAGAGGAGCUGGAACAGAUACUGGACAAAAUUAUGGUUCAGUUUCGGUUCAUUCACGGUAAGGAUGUGUUCGAGGCGUUCUACAAGAAGGAUCUUGCCAAGCGGUUAUUGGUCGGAAAGUCCGCUUCGGUUGAUGCCGAGAAAAGUAUGCUGUCGAAGCUGAAACAGGAAUGCGGUGGUGGUUUCACCUCCAAGCUGGAGGGCAUGUUUAAGGAUAUGGAGCUCAGUAGGGAUAUCAAUAUCGCAUUUAGACAGUACAUGGCAAACUCCGAAAGCAAGGAACUGCAAAACAUUGAUUUAACGGUUAACAUCCUAACGAUGGGCUUUUGGCCAACGUACCCGGUUAUGGAGGUAACAUUGCCUCAGGAGUUGCUGCAGUAUCAGUCGAUAUUUAACAAAUUCUAUCUGGCGAAGCACAGCGGUAGGAAGUUGCAGUGGCAACCAACGCUGGGGCAUUGUGUUCUGAAGGCACGCUUUGACGCGGGACCAAAAGACUUGCAGGUUUCAUUGUUCCAAGGGCUGGUUUUGUUGCUGUUCAACUACAACCCAAACAUUACCUUCGAAGAGAUUAAAGCGGCGGUAAAUAUUGAGGAUGGUGAAUUGCGUCGCACGCUGCAGUCGUUAGCUUGUGGCAAGGCACGGGUAUUGACUAAAAUCCCGAAAGGGCGUGAGGUGGAAGACAAUGACAAGUUCCAAUUUAACAAUGAGUUUACAAAUAAGCUGUUUAGGAUUAAAAUUAAUCAGAUUCAGAUGAAGGAAACGAAUGAAGAACAGAAAGCCACUGAGGAACGCGUCUACCAGGACCGGCAGUACCAGAUUGACGCGGCGAUUGUUCGCAUCAUGAAGAUGAGAAAAACUCUCAGCCACAAUUUGCUCAUCAGCGAACUGUACAUGCAUCUGACUUUUCCAGUAAAGCCGGCGGACCUCAAGAAGCGGAUCGAAUCGCUGAUCGAUCGGGACUACAUGGAGCGGGAUAAGGACAACCAAAAUCAAUACAAUUACGUCGCCUAAUUCGUCGAACAGUAAGUAUAAGGGAACAUAUAGAGGGAGUGAGCCAACGACGGGCAAAUGAUGACACGUGCGGAAGGGUGACUAUUUUUUCGUCACCUUGCUCAAUGAUAAUACCGGAUGCAGUUUCCAGCUAGCCAAAUUGAACCUCUCGAAGAAAGCUUCGCGAAAACAUGGCGCAAAAUAUGUCCGUUUUUUAAAAAAAACUACUCAAUAAGGAAGACGGUAAGUGUUUGUCCAUCUGUGCUUACAUGGAAAGAAAGAUUGUGUUUGGAAUUUUUUUUUACAUCCGUGCUGGACGACAAUCGCCACGGAUUGUCAAGUGAUCAGUUUGUUUUAGAAGUUAGAUGCAAGCGCAGUUAGGUCAAACUAUUAUAAUAUGCUAUUUCAUAAUAAAUUUACGAAACCAACGAUGAGUUGCGAGCGGAAGUUUAUAACAUUAGAUCGAACUGAGCUCGCCUCGAAGCCCGUACUCAUGCUUUACCCGUAGGCAUGCAACGAAAUGAUGGUUCCCGCUCGUGUCUUCGUUGCUAGUAAAACACAGCUCGACAACGGCCUCUAACUGCAAAUGCUUUAACAGAGAUAAGCAAAAAUGUGUAAUUCAGGUUAGAUGGAUAGUUGAAUUGAAGCGAAAACAAAAAAAAAGCAACCAAUGAAAUAUCCUUUGUAAAUAAUUUGCAUACGAUUGCUGUUGUAACGAUUAGAACACAAAAUGGUAAACAGAAACAUUAAAAUUAGUACUACUAGUGACGCUAAUGGAAUUAAUUCAAAAAAUUGCAGUCUUUGAACAUCUUGUAAGUGCAAAAAAAAAAAACAGAAAAUAAAA
Sabethes cyaneus is the source of this 3710-nucleotide messenger RNA. It is a transcript of the gene Cul4, whose product is annotated as cullin-4B. Gene Ontology annotation, cellular component: Cul4-RING E3 ubiquitin ligase complex. The transcript has 7 exons. Bases 608 to 2887 code for a protein of 759 amino acids. The record is from RefSeq and is a predicted model, not a curated record. Gene Ontology annotation, biological process: protein ubiquitination; DNA damage response; ubiquitin-dependent protein catabolic process. NCBI's taxonomy places the organism in Eukaryota, Metazoa, Arthropoda, Insecta, Diptera, Culicidae. Gene Ontology annotation, molecular function: ubiquitin protein ligase binding.